AUGGAUCCCUCUCUCAACCCGUCCGUUCCGCCAUGGGGUGGGUACUGCCCGUGGAACAAACUCCCACUGGAACUCAAGGACAUGAUCUACGAUAUUUCCUACGUUCCAGCGGGCAAGCUCCGCAUACUCCACAAGGAUACCUGGGCGGACCAAGAGAAGAUGCGCAACAUCUUCGAGAAGUCGAGCUUUCAAGCCAUACCAUUUCCCAAAAGCUACUUUGUGGAGCAGCUGUUCGUUUCCAAGGAGUGGUGCGCUCGAGCUCUCGAGUACGUUUAUGCCCAUGCGCACUUUAACGUCGGCGACCAGAGCACAGCACGUCACUUCCUGGACAUUAUUCCCAGGAGUGGGAUUCCGGUGCCUCGAAAAAACGCCAAGAAGAUUACCGCCAUCACUGUACUCUUCGAUAUCCCCGCCGGUCGCUUCGAUUUCCGAGACUACCGCUCCCUGCAGAAAGUCAACAUCAGAAUCUGCCCCGCGCUCUUUUUUAUGAGCCUGGGCAAGGAGAUCACGACCGAGGUUUGGAGCAAGGAUGAGUUUGUCUCAUUCCCAGAGACGGGGAAGAUCCUGCAGCAGCUCGUUGGGAUCAAAUCCAUCAGCAUGGAAGCGAUCUGGGACGACGACUAUCCCAAUAAGUUCGGCGCGUCGGAGGCUGUGUUCGAGGCAAACCUCAAGGUCUUCGAGGAGCUUGCUCGGGAGCAUUCAAAAGUGCCUCAUCCAAUCACUUCUAAGCGACAGCAUCAUUCAAGAUCGCCACCACUCUCCUCGUCGUCGUAUUCACCAACGUGGUCAUCGCCACCACUCUCACCAGCCUAUGCGCCAGAGUCCCCGUUGCCGCCAUCCACCCCAAACCAUCGGUACAUGGACGCCGCAGACGCAGACGAAGAAGACUUCUACAUGUCUCGAUCCGUACCCGCCUAUCCCGCGACGAACCUCUUCGCGUCCGCUGCCCCAGGCCCGGCGGUUCAGCCUCUCGCAGACGCCAGCAUCCCGGACAGCGUGGACGGGUUGAGACAGCUGGUGUAUCAACAGGGCCCAGAGCUUCUCGAGUGGAUUCGCGAAGCGAAGCGGGCGAAGCAGCUCCUCCUUAGCGACCACUGA
Messenger RNA from Ramularia collo-cygni, 1098 nucleotides. RefSeq lists its product as uncharacterized. Lineage: Eukaryota; Fungi; Ascomycota; Dothideomycetes; Mycosphaerellales; Mycosphaerellaceae. The transcript has a single exon. Bases 1 to 1098 code for a protein of 365 amino acids. The record is from RefSeq and is a predicted model, not a curated record.